Messenger RNA from Cylindrotheca closterium, 687 nucleotides. NCBI's taxonomy places the organism in Eukaryota, Bacillariophyta, Bacillariophyceae, Bacillariales, Bacillariaceae. The record is from the annotation of a GenBank genome assembly.
AUGAUGUCACGAUCGUCGACGAUGCUUAUACUUCUGGCCUCCUUAUUCAGAAGUCCUGGAAAUUGGGCCCUAGAAAUUGGGGACAAUUUGUGUGUGCAAGGAUACAUCAUGGACAAGUUUUGCAUUGAUUCCGUGAACAUGAUUGACACUGGAAGAGAGACAUUGAAAGAACCCUUUGAACAUUCGGUUCAUUGUCUGGUGGAUACUCCCAUUUGCUACAAUUCGGAAUUUGAAGUGUUGACGGAUCCGACCACCACAAGUGAUGCGGAUGCCAGAUACACUCGAGGAUACCGAUUGACGGAGACUUCCAAACAAUUGGUGAUCGACUUGGCUCGCUCGGUUGGUAGUUGCGCGACCUGUGUCAAAGGAUACGAUUCCGAUGUAGAAUUUGGGUUCCGAGCCGUCUUGAACGCUACUGUUUUGGCAUUGUCGACCGACGGUGGCGAAGGACCACCCUUGAUCAUGGCGCACAAUCAAGCGUUUCCAAAUCCCUCGGAUAACGAUCCUUGUCAAACAGUUUUUGGUUUGACAGAAGGCACCGUCAUGUUUAACAAUCCCAAUGUCACGAGUGAUGAUGGAACGAACGAGGGUACUGCUGACUCGGAAGCAACAUCAAUGUUGUCGUUCGCAUCGUCACAAUUCGUUCAUGGACUGCUCAUCACAAUUCUUGGACUUUACAUGUCGUAG